GGAGGCGGCCGUAGCAUCAGGUGACAGCCCGGAAGCUGCGGAAGCGGAUGAAGCAGAGCGGUGGUGGCCCCGUGGGGCUGCGCGGAGGUGAGGGAGCUGGACGACGGCUUCCGAGCCCGCGACUCGGCGCACAUGCGGCGCUCCGGCUGACAUCUGAAGGCCGCCGCUCUGGGUCGUGCGGGCCGGCCUCGGCGGUUGGAGUCGCGGUGCGGGCCUGCGGCGGACAACCAUGGAGAAGGCUGGCCGUGAAGGCGACGGCGCCCCCUGCGGGCCCGUCCUGCACAUCGUGGUGGUCGGCUUUCACCACAAGAAGGGCUGCCAGGUUGAGUUCUCUUACCCACCACUGAUUGCGGGAGAUGGACAUGACAGUCACACUCUACCUGAAGAAUGGAAGUAUUUGCCUUUCCUCGCCUUACCAGAUGGUGCACAUAACUAUCAGGAAGAUACUGUGUUUUUUCACUUACCACCCAGAAAUGGAAAUGGAGCCACAGUAUAUGGUAUCUCUUGCUAUCGACAAAUUGAAGCCAAGGCAUUAAAAGUAAGGCAAGCCGACAUCACCAGAGAGACUGUUCAGAAAAGUGUCUGUGUUUUGAGCAAGCUGCCUCUUUAUGGCUUACUUCAAGCAAAACUUCAACUCAUUACACAUGCAUAUUUUGAAGAGAAAGAUUUUUCCCAAAUUUCUAUUCUAAAGGAACUCUACGAGCAUAUGAACAGUUCCUUAGGAGGGGCCUCAUUAGAAGGAUCUCAGGUGUAUCUUGGUCUGUCUCCUCGAGAUCUUGUCCUUCAUUUUCGACACAAGGUCUUGAUCCUGUUUAAGCUAAUUCUUCUUGAAAAAAAGGUUCUUUUUUACAUUUCUCCAGUGAAUAAAUUGGUGGGUGCACUAAUGACCGUGUUAUCCCUUUUUCCAGGAAUGAUUGAACAUGGACUCAGUGACUGUUCUCAGUAUAGACCCCGAAAGAGUAUGUCUGAAGAUGUUGGGCUUCAGGAAAGUAAUCACCCUGUAGAUGAUUUUAUUUCUGAGUCCACUUCUCAUAUUUCAAAUACCAGCAUGGGAAUUGUCACAAAAAUCAUGUCAGGAAACCAUGGAGGAGACACUGUCCUUCAUACAGAGCAGACUUGCUUCCAAGUAGAAGAUAACAACAACAAAGAGCAGGAACCCAAUGAUACUGGCCGCUAUUUGAAACUCCCACCUCGUCCGUCUCCAGAGUCUUCAGAGAGUGACUGGGAAACUUUGGAUCCUAGUGUUUUAGAGGACUCGUCUUUGAAAGAAAAGGAACAGAUGGGGUCAGACCAGACAAACUUAUUUCAGAAAGACUCUGUGCUCUCAGACAGUGCUCCAAUUACUGUACAACCUCAAGCUAACACCAGGCAGGUAGUCCUGAUACCAGGACUCAUUUCUGGUUUGGAAGAGGAUCAAUAUGGCAUGCCUCUGGCCAUCUUUACAAAGGGAUAUCUGUGUUUGCCUUACAUGGCAUUGCAGCAGCAUCAUCUUCUCUCUGAUGUCACUGUUCGGGGAUUUGUGGCUGGAGCUACUAACAUCCUUUUUCGACAACAGAAGCACCUCAGUGACGCCAUUGUGGAAGUAGAAGAAGCACUGAUCCAGAUCCACGAUCCAGAACUUAGGAAGCUGCUUAACCCAACCACUGCAGACCUGAGGUUCGCAGAUUACCUAGUGAGGCACGUGACUGAGAACCGGGAUGAUGUCUUCCUGGAUGGCACAGGCUGGGAGGGAGGUGACGAGUGGAUCCGGGCCCAGUUUGCAGUCUAUAUCCAUGCUCUGCUGGCUGCUACACUGCAGUUAGAUAAUGAAAAGAUGUUAUCAGACUAUGGGACAACUUUUGUUGCCGCCUGGAAGAAUACUCACAACUACAGGGUAUGGAACAGCAAUAAGCACCCAGCACUUUCAGAGAUAAACCCAAACCAUCCUUUUCAAGGCCAGUACUCGGUGUCAGACAUGAAACUCAGAUUCUCACAUUCUGUUCAGAACAGUGAACGUGGCAAAAAAAUUGGUAAUGUCAUGGUCACAACCAGCCGGAAUGUGGUACAAACAGGAAAAGCUGUCGGCCAGUCAGUGGGAGGAGCUUUUUCCAGUGCAAAGACAGCUAUGUCUUCAUGGCUGUCUACUUUCACCACAUCUACCCCUCAGAGUCUUCCUGAGCCACCCAACGGGAAGCCCUGAAGCCAACAGCAGAAGUUACUGUGUUCUCUGAAGGGUAAUGCUCCCUCAUUUGCUGCUCCUAGGGUCUCCUCUGUCUACGAGUCCAUACCCAGGGAGCAAGAUAACAAACUGUUUACAUGGGCAGUUGCACUCUGUCUAAAUGAAUGUUACAGGAUGCUGAACAGAUGAAAUCACAACCAUAGCAGGAAUGGCUUUCCAGGUUGGGGGUGAAAUUGACUACUUUUACUUCAUUCUGAGCCUAAUUAAUGCACACAAUGAACCUUCUAGUGAAUUUUAAGUUCUGAAAUUGUACAUUUGUUUAGAUUUUUUGCAUAUGUAUAUUUUGUUCUAUUUUGCUGUUUAAAUAUUUAGAUAGUCAUAGUAACUUAUAUUGCCUAAAAUUAAGUUAUAUUACUAUUUUACUUUCUCUGAAGUUAACCCUAAAAUGUACUUGUAAAGUGUAGGGAGUGUGCAUUCCAGCCUAUAUUACUUUGCUGAGUUCUAGGGUGAAGUUUUGUGGGGGUGGGGCGUGGAGGGGGCCUUCUACCCACUCAACACAUUUACCAGCUCACUUCUUCCCAGAGCUGUGAAAGUCAAGAGGGAAAAACUCUGAGGAUAAGAUGUCAUUUCAGAUGAAUUUCUUUCUGACAAAGUUGAUAUGAGGCAGCAGAGAUGCCACUCUGUGUCCCUCCUCCUGGCUGUGACUGUGCAGGCAGUGGUGGCUCAGCAGCACUGAAGGGUUGGCACAUGGCUGUAGGGCAGUAGUUUAAGCACUCACGUGCUAGCAUGAUGAGCCCCAGUUAUGCUGCAGUCUUAAUCAGCAGCACUUUGUUAUCUAAAAUGUGUGCCUUGUUUCUUGUCAAUGGUUGUCCAUUGGAUCUGGGCAGAUCUGCAGGCCUUCUCUUAGUCUUACUCUGCACUGAGCCUUUCAAAGGUACUUGACUUUCCUACUUCCCUGACUGAAAAGCCUUUUAGUCAGUUCUACCACCUUCAAAAGACAAAGUGACCAAUAAAGGUUAAGUGUAAACCGCAACUUAGCUCACAUUUAGAAAACCAAGAAGUGGGCCAAGGAAAUGAUUUAGUGAAUAAAAGUGCUGAAUGUGCAAGCCUGACAACCUGAGUUCAGAUCCCUGGAGCCCACAUGAAAGGCCACAUCUAUAAUCCAGUGUUCCUACAGUGAGAUGGGAGGCUCACAAGCCAGCUGGCCUGGAGUGUGCAAUGAAUUGGCAGAAGCAAGAGACACCCUGCCUCAAAACAAGGUGGAAGGCAAGACCCAACUCUUGAAGAUUAUCCUCUGACCUCUGUGUGGGCAGUGUGUCGUGUACAUGCUUACACGCACAUGCACACACGCAUGCACACACCUCAAAUGAUAGAAAUGUAAGAAGCAUGAGAAUGAGCCCAUACCCAUGCCAUGAGUCACUUAGCUGGUAAAGUUUAUAUUACUGCAGACACGAAUUGGCCAGCCUCUCACAAUUUGUACACAGCUGGAGCUUAUGUGUUUAUCAUUUAUAACUGUCAUUUGCUUUUCAGGGGAUUUUUAAUGGGUGUUCUCAGGGACUACUUAUGGGGAGCAGUCUGCCUUUAGUAACAGAAGACAUGUGGAAUAACCAUUUAUAUUUGAUUUAACAAGCAGUGGGAAAAUAAGGGGCCUAAUUAAGGACACUGAUUAUAUUUCAUCCAUUCCCUAUAAGGUGCCCUAUAGACUAUAUAAAGAAUACAGGGCAUAAUCUAAUAUCUCUAAAACUUUGCAAUUUGAACUUUACACAAAAUACAAACUACUUCUAGUUGAACAUAAUAACUCAAAGAAUCCAGUGACAGUUGAUUAAUGGGAGAUAAAUAAAUUGAUUAAUGGGAGGACACCAUUCAUUUGCUUCGGCCAGGGAAUAUUUGAAAAGAGAAGAAGCAAAGCCACACUAAACUGAAAGGCUUUUUUAUCAGUGUUGUGCCGAGACUGUUGGGAUUCUUAGAUGUUCUUCAUGUGGCUGCAGCAUGAUGAUAUCCUGUGGUAGUUGAUAUUGCUAGGAGCCCUGCCUGCUUAGCCAGUAAGGUGAUAAUUCUUUAGUUUCACCAGGUUUAUAUGACUGGGUAAAUGCUUGCUUUCACUUAAAAGCAAUGCAACACUCACCUUGGAAUAUGCUUGAGGAAAAAAAUUAAAUGAAAUUUAAUGCUGCUUUUGUAUCACAUUUCCAUUUGAGUAUAUGUCUGGGUCCCCAGCAUAGGAUUGCACAGUCUUACUACACAGGUCUCUAAAUUGCCAUCCUCCUGCCUCUGUCUCCCAAAUAACUGGAAUUAGAGAAUCUUACCAUUCUGCCAGGCUUAAGUGUAUAUUUUAAUUUAAUCUUAAUGUAAAUUAAAACUUAGCUCCUAAAAUGAUCACUUAACUGGCUUUCAGCAUAAAAUAACUGGGAAUAUAAAACAUCUUAGAAUAGUCAAAAGACCAUAUGUCUACUUCCUUCAGGUUUAGGGAAACAUUGACUUUUCAAGGGCCAUGGACCAUUUUGUUAUUGGCAGAGGCACUGCUGUAGCCAGUGUUGUGUAGAACAGGAGAUACGGCCCUAGCCCAGGAGUCCCGCACACCAGUGAGAGAGACUAACUGAUGAGUAAUCUCCAAACCCUGGCACGGGAGCCCUGGAACCAGUAGCAGGCCUUUUGACUCUUGCCCCCAGAGAUGUGUCUGUUGGAGCCCACGCUUUCUCUGGUGAUCAACAAUGCUUUUGUUUGGCCGGGCGAUGGUGGCGCACGCCUUUAAUCCCAGCACUCGGGUGGCAGAGGCAGGCGGAUCUCUGUGAGUUCGAGACCAGCCUGGUCUACAGAGCUAGUUCCAGGACAGGCUCCAAAGCCACAGAGAAACCCUGUCUCCAAAAACAAAAAAAAAAAAACAAAAAAACAAUGCUUUUGUGUUUAAGAACUGAGUGUAACUAGGGCCUGAGGGAGCAAAAGUCAACCAACAUUUUUCAGGUUUACAGGAUGCAGUCAUUAGCGGUAGCGCCACUGCUGUCCAGGUGUUUUUAAGGAAGCCAUUACAUUCCUAGCAUAAUGACAGUGACAUUGAUAAGGGAGAGAACUAAAGCCGUGAGUCUGUGGACUAGAUGAGUAGAAAUUCUGAAGCUGUAUAUAGCAAAUGGAGAGCAAUUUUAUGUGUACAUUUGAUUCAUAACCAAUAUAAACUGUCCAACCCCAAAUCCAUUCGUGAUUCACUAGCUCCCAAGCUUAAAAGCAAUUCUCCUCGUCUUUUGAAUGAAGAGGAGCUUUCUUGAACGCAAGAAGGGCUUCCUCGAUCCUGUUGCUUUCCAGGUUUUGCACUAAGCAGUUACUGUUUUUUAGAAUAGCUUUCCUUAGAAAUUUAAGAAGAAAGCAAAUUAGGAAAAAAUGGGGUAUUACAUGGCUGGGGAACAGGGCACUUAAAGUUUUAAUGAGAGUAUUUUGACAUCAGUAUUUAACCUACUUAAGGUAUGAGUUUUUUAGAGAGAAGUUAAAAUUGUAAUCAGCUGUUUACAUUUCUAAGUGAAGUUGUAACAUUCUUUUUCUGGUAGUCAGGUUUUAUUGAAGCUAUAUAUUCUAUGGAGGCCCCUUUCCCUCCCAUGUUGGUAAGUUUGGAAGUCCUGCAGGUCAGCAUCCUGAUCUAUACCACAGGCAGAUGUCUGCUGCAGCUUCCACAGAGGGCAGCCUGCUAGGGCAGAAGCUGUUAGCUCUGGUCUGUGGUGCUAACUGCACCAGCCUGUUAGUGUAUUGGGACAUUGCUUGAGAUUCCUGAGUGGCAACAUUUACACACUCUGGUUCUUUGAUGAAAAAUAGCCCAGGAUUCAUGGAUUUCCAUGUCAUCUCUUGGUAGCCUUUAGCUAUGACAAAAUACUCCUCAAAACACUUAACAAUGAUCAUCAUUCCUCAUAACAUAAUGUGCGGCUAAGACUUUGUCAUUCCAGGUCUUAUGACUUUAUUGCUUUGAAAUUGUUUUUUCAUAAUUUCCAACAUUCCACAAACUUUUUUCAGAGAGAGAAAAGAAAUGUGCAUCUUUAUUUUUUCAUAUAAAAUAACUUCAUAAAAAUGACUUUCUACAUUAUGAAGAAGAAACUGGUUCCCGUGUAUGGUAUAACACUCCAAUAUUAAAAGGUUGUGCAUGUCUAAGGGGUUGGAUAUAUUUUGUAAAGCUCUAAAUACGUUUGUAUUUCUGUGCUGUUCAGAAAUUUACCUUUUUACUUAUACUGAUUAAAGAUAUAGAGAACUAUAUAUUUAAAUCAUGUAAAUGGAACACAAUUAAAGGGAUUUCCAAUCUUGUUUCUCAUCAGCUUCUCAUGCACAUAGUUUGCUGCUCCAGUUUCUGUUGUGUGCAAUAAAAACAUUUGAACAUUUCAAGUCAGGUACUGAGCCAGAAAAGGUCAUUGAAGUUUUCAGAAAACUGUGCUUAGAAAAUAUUUUCUUGAAAUACUGUUCUUUUAUAGAUGGAAAAAACAAGAUUAAGCAUUACAUGUUUUAGUCCACUUGAUCAUCAGUGUCUAAAUAUAGGAAGCAUUCUAUUAAUGACUUGGUGAAGGUACUUAGUGGUUGGGAAGUAGUUUCUAAGGAAGUUUAGCUAUAGCACACAUUUUAUCAGACAAAUGGCUUCCCUUUUCUCUAGUAAUUUUGUAGUUUGUGCUGGUUCAUUUCUGUUGUCGUUUGUUUCUUAAAGAAUAUUCAAGUUAUAAUCAUGUCUAAUCAUGCUGAACUAUAGAGAUUUUAUUGUACCGUUAUUUUAAGCAAAACCUGAUAAUAAAAUUAUCCUGUUUCUCUUGCACACUUGC
Microtus ochrogaster (prairie vole) is the source of this 6936-nucleotide messenger RNA. RefSeq names its product AVL9 cell migration associated (gene Avl9). Gene Ontology annotation, cellular component: cytoplasm. The record is from RefSeq and is a predicted model, not a curated record. Lineage: Eukaryota; Metazoa; Chordata; Mammalia; Rodentia; Cricetidae.